UCUAAUGUGUGGUCACACACACUCACUGUUGUGGAAGCAACGCAUACAAGCUGGUGAACACAAGAGGAGACAUUCUGAGAGAAAUCGUCCCCAGUAUAAACGUAGUGGUCCAAUGCAAGACAUUCUUCGCGGCUCUUCGCUGGAUUCUUUUUCUUGAAAUAGAACAAAGAGGCCGCGGGCAGAGACCAGUGUUGGGUGCUGGGAAGACCUGCUGGGAAGACCUGCUGGGGCCUUGUUCAACAGCAUGUCCAGCUAGUUACCAGCUUCUUGGUGAAUAUUUUAAAGGGAUAGGCGGUGACCAUGCGCUGUCUGGCUGCGCGGGUGAACUACAAGACCCUCAUCGUCAUCUGCGCCCUCUUCACCCUCAUCACCUUGCUGCUGUGGAACCGCUGCUCCAGCGACGUGCCGCUGCGCUUCCUGCCCCGCUCUCCCCCCGUCGCACCCAGCGCCAAGGCGGGCGAUGCCAGCAUCACCAGCCAGCAGCAGCAGCAGCAGCAGCAGCAGCCCCCCCAGUUGCCGGAGCCCCUGCCGGUCGCGGGCGGGUGGGUCAAUUACGAGGAGAUCGACUGCCUGGUCAACGACGACGUGACCGUCAAGGGGCGUCGGGAGGGCGGCGAGGUCUACCUGCCCUUCAGCUGGAUGGAGAAGUACUUUGAUGUGUACGGAAAGGUGGUGCAGCACGACGGGUACGACCGCUUCGAGUUCCAGCACAGCUACUCCAAGGUGUACGCCCAGCGCGAACCCUACCACCCCGAUGGCGUCUUCAUGUCCUUCGAGGGCUACAACGUGGAAGUCCGCGACCGCGUCAAGUGCAUCAGCGGCGUAGAAGGCGUGCCCCUCUCCACCCAGUGGGGGCCCCAGGGCUACUUUUAUGCCAUCCAGAUCGCCCAGUACGGCCUCAGCCACUACAGCAAGAACCUGACGGAGCACCCGCCCCGUGUGGAGGUGUACGACACGGCGGAGGACGAGGACGAGCAGCGCCGGGACAGCCGGGCGUCCGCCAGCGCCCCCUGGACUGUGGCGAAGGGCUGCAGCCUGAGCCGCGUGCACGACAAGGCACGCACUACCGCCGUCAGACAGUUCAGCGCCCCCGAUGCCUCUGAGGGAGUGUCUCUAGCGUUGGGCAACUCCAAGGACUUCAUCCUCAGCCUGGACCUCAAGUUCACCUCCAACGGAAGCUUCUCCGUGGUGCUGGAGACCACCGAGAAGGGCCCCCCCUUCGUCAUCCACUACGUCACCAACACGCAGCUCAUUGCCUUCAAGGACCGCGACAUCACCUACGAUAUCGGGGCGCGCACCACCUGGUCCACGCUGACCCGGGACCUGGUCACAGACCUCCGGAAGGGAGUAGGGCUGUCCAACACCAAGGUCGUCAAGGCCACCAAGAUCAUGCCAAGGCGCGUGGUGCGCCUGGUGCUCCAUGGGCGUGGCUUCGUCGACAACGUCACCAUCUCCACCACCGCCCACACGGCCGCCUUUUUCGCUGCCAGCGAUUGGCUGGUGCGCAACCAGGACGAGCGCGGCGGCUGGCCCAUCAUGGUGACGCGCAAGCUGGGCGAGGGCUUCCGCCCGCUGGAGCCCGGCUGGUACUCGGCCAUGGCGCAGGGACAGGCCAUGUCCACCCUGGUGCGGGCCUACCUGCUGACCCGGGACCAGGCCUACAUGGCGGCCGCCCUGAGGGCCACGGGGCCCUACAAGACGGCGUCGGCGCAGCACGGCGUCAAGGCGGUGUUCAUGAACAAGUACGACUGGUACGAGGAGUACCCCACCACGCCCAGCUCCUUUGUGCUCAACGGCUUCAUCUUCUCCUUGCUGGGCCUCUACGACCUGUCGGAGACGGCGGACGAGAAGCAAGGCCGGGAGGCGGGCCUGCUGUUCAGCCGCGGCAUGGAGUCCCUGAAGGCCAUGCUGCCGCUGUAUGACACGGGCUCGGGCAGCAUCUACGACCUGCGGCACUUCAUCCUGGGCACGGCGCCCAACCUGGCGCGCUGGGACUACCACACCACGCACAUCAACCAGCUGCAACUGCUGGCGUCUAUAGACAAUGCUGCCAUCUUUAAGGACGUGGUGAAGCGCUGGAAGAGCUACCUGAAGGGGGGCCGAGCCAAGCACAAUUAGCCGGGACUAUUACAUUGAUGCGCAUUACGUGAGGAGUAGCUCUGUGUGGGUCGAGUGAGUUGGUGUGUGUGUGUGUGUGUGUGUGUGUGUGUGUGUGUGUGUGUGUGUGUGUGUGUGUGUGUGUGUGUGUGUGUGUGUGUGUGUGUGUGUGUGUGUGUGUGUGUGUGUGUGUGUGUGUGUGUGCGAGUGUUUGCGUGUGGAUGUUUUGGUAAAGGCGAAAUUAGCUCAGGGGGCGCUUGUUAAAUGGAAGCCCUCACAUUUCUGAUGAGCUCUUUUGCAGUCUUUGUUUUUAUAUUUAGUGCAACAUAAAUGUAGCUCUCAUCUCUCUUCAACUAAUGUUUGGAUUUAUGUACAGGCCUAGUUUCUGAGUGCUUGUUUGUCUACGGUGUGUGCAGGCGGUUGGGUGUGAACGUGUGUUUGAUCUGAAAGCAACAAUUUGUGAUGCUAAAGAAAAAGUAAAAUAGUUUGUUAAUUUAUUCACCCAUCAUUCUUUCAUAUCACCAUUGCAGGUCUCCUUUUUAGUUUUUGUUGACUAAAUACCAGAUUUGCAUAGUUUAUAGAAAGCUUUCAUCUUCAAUAAUUUAUAUAUUUGAGGGCGAUACUUGGCAUAAGAAGAGGUUUAAUCAAAUCCAUAUUCAGUGUUUAUUAAGUUGGGUUAUUGUUCAAUUGUUUCUGUUUCUUUCUCCACACUAGAAGAUGGUUUACUUGAACUCGAGAACACACAGGGAACUUGACAUGAUAUUGGAGGGUUUUAAGUAAAGGAGCUUUUUUCCGGAUGCACUCACUGGAAAUAAAAUGGGUGAUCUCCUAAACAAGCUGUCUAAUGGUGCGUCUCAGACCAAUAUAUUGCCAUUGAAAUCUGGAGGGAAAACUUUGCUCCUUAAAUAAAAUAGUCUUCCCUUCUGUGGUCGGCACAUUCUUGUGCAUUGUUCAUGUGAUAGGUUCCUUCUUUCGUUCAGAUUCACCCAACCGAUAAUGACUCUAAUGCAUUGAAGUAUAAAUAGGACAACGUUUCAAAGCGACCCCUGCCUUGUAAUCCUCCAGUUAACACACUUCCAUCCACCGUGCGUUCAGCUGUGUCAGGUCAUUUUCCAAUCUGCCCACCCCUGUUUUGAUUCGAGUGCUUGCCUACUAGCGCUCCCUUGGCUCCCCUACUCACCUGACCGCAAUCGCCCGCCCGUAGUUCAGCUCUUGUUGAUUGCUCUGAGAGUGGAAAGGCCCGACUUUCCGCUGGGGCCGCAGAAGCCAGCGGGCAGCCCCCGCUCUUGUCCCUCCCACUAAUGCCCGACCGCAACAUAAGUGAACCCGUUAUCGCUCCCCGGUGGUAUGCGGCGUCCCUCUUUGCACGGCUGAGGCAAUCAGGUGCUAGCAUGCGAUUGGUCAGUCUGCUUUAAAAAGAAGGCAGCAGUCAAGCUGCUUGCCAGCUUGGCUCAAGUCAUAUGCAUUUCUUUGAUUACAAAUUUGUAUGUAGGCAAUUUUGGAUCAUUGGUAGCAUUGGAGGUGUUCACUUAUGUAGAUUUAAUGUAGAUUUGAAUAUGAUCAACUGUGCCUCCUGAUCUCAGUUCAUUGUUUACUAAAGAAUUCCCGAUAAUUCCAAAAAAUAUAAAGAUGGGUCUUUCUUUCACCCCCAUACCACUCUCCCCAGACAGCCUGUCACUCGUCCCUGUCUUUACACCCUGGCUGUUUGCAGGAGUGAUCGACAGGUGAAUGCAGGGGUAUGCUUGGCUGCACACACAUACACAUACAUAUGCAUAAAUACACACACCAUAUCCAGUCAGCGACGGGAUGCACCUCCCUCUCCAAAAAACAAGGCCAAACUGCCAACUGGCCGAAUAAAGCAACGAUUCUGGUUUCCAUGGUCAUUUCAUUUUAGAGUUUGCUGAGUUUUUUUUUAGUUUUUUUUUGCAUUUCACGGCGAGGUACAAUGCAUGGUGUAAACUAUGAUGAGCCUCAAAUAAUCUUAACGCAAAAAAAAAGUUUUGAAAGGGAAGAGCUGUGACUCAAACUCCUAAACUUGGAGCAUAUUUUUGACCUCUGCUGUCUCUGCCUUCAUCUUCUUGCUAUCUGAUAUAAAUCAUUUUACGUAUAAGCACGCCUUUAGACUGCUAAUGACUGGAGUUGACAUUCAGCCGCAAAGGUUAUAGUUGGAAACUAUGAAAAUGUUAUCCUGGAAAUGAGCCUGCAAAAAGGAUCACGUAAUCGGCAUGUGGGUUUUGUCUUCUGUCUGGUUCAUUUUAUCCUGGUUGGCAUCCUCAAACAAUAGCCUGCCUCUUUGGAAGCCAUUUUGACAGGAUACUGAACAGAAAUGGUUAUUUAAAAAAAUUACAAAUUUGGAAAGGUUUCGACAUGGGUGUGAAUCCUGAUUUUGUGUUCAAAACCAAAGCAUUUUUUUUAUUUAAGUUGACUGUAUAAUUUCUGUUAAAACCUAUUAGCGUUUUAACUCUUGAAAAAUGCUGUAGAAUGCUGACAUUAAUAUGUCUUUUAAAUGUGUCUAAGAGGGGAUGUGUGCAAAACAUGUUUAGAGCAUCAAAUGGCCUCAAUUUUCAGUGGUAGAUGAAUGGUAUAAUACAUUUGCAGAAAUGUACAACCUUUCGCUUGACAUACAACAGCACAACUAUGUAUUGUCUCAUCAAGUUAGUUAGCAUUAUUAUUUCUAUUCUAGCAUUUUCUUCCUUUCAGGAAACCAUAUACAAACCAUUAUUUGUUUAAAAUAAUGUGUUAUUUGUUUUUGUUUAGAAAGCUGCUAUUUUCACAAACUAUCCAGUCCUAUCCUUAUAUAUCUAUUAUUCCUGCUCCCGAAAAAAGACUCACGGGCAUACGACAAGAUGUGGUCGUGUGAUUUAUGCAAUAAAAUGUUUGCUGGGGGUCGUUGCACCACGGGGUGCCCUAGAGAGAGAAAGGGAGAGGGAGAGCGGUUGUACAGAGCUGUCUAUCUAAGCACAAUGUGCACAUGCUACCAUUUUUGUAUUCAAAGGUAAAAGAUGUGUUUAUAGAACUAUUUGUGCUUUAAUGAAAAAUGCCUUUUGACGUUAAUAAAAGCAUUUUCUUAUGAGUAUUUAUCCGUUUUCGUUUGAUCCUUCAUGUUUAUCUGUCGCCGACCCACCCGUAUGUGAACCUUACAAUGGGUUUUUGCAUCCCUGCUCGAGACUCUUUGAAACGGGGUGCCAUCGGCAUGGUGGCUAAGAUGGCAAGUACUUACAUCAACAAACAAGUCAACAACACAAUAAGGCAAGAACUAUUGAUGGUGGUCCUCUAAUAUUAUGGUUGGAGCUCAACUGAUCUAGCUUUGGUAACCUGGCUACUGUAGUAUACUCACUGCCUAACUGAGUAUUGUGUGCAUGUAGACCUAAUCUGAAGCGAUUCUGGUAUGGUGUUUCCAUGGUUUCUGCCAUGGGUGCGCCACCUAAAAUUCCAAGGUUCUACACAUGAGACUUAUUGGUAACCUUAAAGGGCCCUGAGGGGUGAGUAUGCUGUGUGUGACCUGAAUAAUUAUGGUCCUCCUUCCUCUUAUAAGUAACGUGGGACUGAUUAAAAAGUAAAAAAGAUGGUUGCUAUUAAAGCUUGAGACAUAUUGCACUAAUGUAUUGCAUCACAAAUUGCCACACGUAUCUCCAAUAUAGAGAUGCUCUUCUUUCCACUUAUUUAUUUAUUUGGCACAUUAACAAUACACAACCCUUCUUGGUAUUUGGUCUUGGUAUUUUGAAAUUGUUCAGAAAAUCCAAAAUGUGUUUGAACCUGCGAACCCUCGAGACGCUGACAUUUUACAUUCUCCUCAGGUAA
Gadus chalcogrammus (walleye pollock) is the source of this 5898-nucleotide messenger RNA. RefSeq names its product glucuronic acid epimerase b (gene glceb). Gene Ontology annotation, cellular component: Golgi apparatus. Gene Ontology annotation, molecular function: heparosan-N-sulfate-glucuronate 5-epimerase activity. The transcript has 6 exons. The record is from RefSeq and is a predicted model, not a curated record. Lineage: Eukaryota; Metazoa; Chordata; Actinopteri; Gadiformes; Gadidae. Gene Ontology annotation, biological process: heparan sulfate proteoglycan biosynthetic process. The coding region runs from base 301 to 2118 and encodes 605 amino acids.